Molecule: messenger RNA, 4986 nt
Organism: Folsomia candida
Lineage: Eukaryota; Metazoa; Arthropoda; Collembola; Entomobryomorpha; Isotomidae
Product: protein piwi
Exons: 12
Coding region: 451-3138 (895 amino acids)
Biological process (GO): regulatory ncRNA-mediated gene silencing
Cellular component (GO): P granule
Molecular function (GO): piRNA binding; protein binding
Source: RefSeq, a predicted model, not a curated record
UAAGAAAUGCAAUGCGUACAUACAUAAUCUGCAUAAUCAAUGUAAACGUUUUGUUCAUUUAUUUACUUGUCAAGGCAGUGGCGGCCGGGUGGAAGUUGGGGGGUGGGGGUGAUUAUUGUGAGAAACGAGGAGAAGGAGGAGGAGGGUCUUAUCACCGAAGAUGGAAUUUUUCAGAAUUUCUGGGGGGCAAAUGCCCCCCUGUCCCCUCGAUUCUGCCGCCCCUGUCUCCUGGCUGCCUGGCGAGGGAAGAAAGAAGUAGAAUGCGACGUAGUUUCUAGUUUCUUCCUCAAUCGCGUCGAACGAGUUGGAGCGUAAACGUCGCAUUUUGUUCUUCUCUCAUCUAAACGUUCUCCAGAAACAAUUGGUCGAAUUAUUUACAAAUUUACGAAAUUUGCCCCUUGAUUUUCUGGGAAUAAGAAGUCCACCCACAGGAAAUAACUGAAAUUCGCAAUGAAUCCUUCCGAAGGUAGCAGUCCGGAAGAACGUGUCACGGCGAGAGGUCGGUCCCGUCCCCGAAACGUUCCUCAGCCCGCUGUACAACUUGGCCCCGUCGACCCGUACGCGCCUCCCCCCAUGGAAAUCGAGCCAGCCGGUAAUGCCGCUGGGGGACCUGGAUUUGACCAACUGAUCUCUGAAUAUCGGGCCGAUAGUAGCAAUGGAAAUGGUAGCAGUAAUGGGAGUGGAAAUGGAAGUGAAGGGGGGCGUGAGGGCUCGUCCAGCCCGGAAGAGCAGGCCUUUGCGAGAGGAAGAGGUCGUGGAGGUCGCUCAAGAGACGAACCCAGGGUCGCACGGCAGCACGAAUCGCGUUUCGGCCGAGGACUUGAAGAACUUCGCACCCGAGCCGAAGGUUGGAACAAAAUGGGAAAAUCCGGCACUGUUCAACGCUUUUUCGUCAACUAUUUCCAACUCCAGAUGAAAAAGACUAUCGAAUUUCGCCUCUAUCUCGUCAACUUUGACCCGGAAAUCGACCACAUCCCGAAACGGAAGGCACUCCUUCGAAUGCGAGAGGCCGACAUUGGACCGUACCUCUUCGAAGGGACACAACUCUUCACUACGCGAAUCAUCCCCAUUGAAAAUCUCCGCUUUGAAGCUUCCUUCCCCGACAAACCGGACGACGUUUGGACCGUUAACAUUGAUUUCAUUCGCCAAUGUGACCGCCGGGAGCCCGUCGUCACCCAGUUGUACAACGUCCUCCUCAAAAAGGCGCAAGAAACCCUGGCACUCACCCUGCUUGGCCGCUUCUACUUCGAUUCCGAACAGAAAAUCGACAUUCGCCAACACCGCCUCCAACUCUGGCCGGGUUUCGUCACCUCGAUCCGCCAAAUGGAACGAGACGUGUACCUCAACGUGGAUCCAACCUUCAAAGUUUGUCGAACCGAGACUGUCUUCGACCUUAUGAAAGAAAUGCGUCAAACGUCCCGAAACUUCAAGGGGGACAUUGAAGCCGCCGUGAUUGGAACUGUCGUGAUGACCACGUACAAUAAGAAAACGUACAAAAUCACCGGGAUCAAUUGGGACAUCCGGCCGACAGGGUCGUUCACCGUGUCACGUGGAGGAGUCGAGAGUCAGGUCACGUUUGUGGAAUAUUUUGAAAAGAAGGGGAUUCGCCUUAACGCGUCGCAACCGAUGUUGGUGUCCGCCCCGACGAAAAGGGAUAUUCGUCGAGGCGACGUCGGGGAUAAGAUUCUUCCUCCAGAGAUUUGCUACCAGACCGGAUUGAAUGAUGAGAUGAGGUCUAAUUUCCGGUUGAUGAAGGAUUUAGCGGGGCAUUUGCAUAUGCAGCCGCAACAAAGGAUUCAGCAAACUGUCCAGUUUGUAAGGAGGAUGAUUGAAAGCGAGGAGGUGACUUCUGAACUGCUUGCGUGGGGAAUGCGGAUUCAAGGCGUUCCGUGCGAAGUUCCAGGACGCUUGUUGGACCAAGAAUCUAUUCGUUUCAAGUCGGGCCAGGCUAUUGCUGGUGAAGCAGCCGAUUGGACGAUGGCUUUUAGAACGAAUCAGAUGUUGUUGGCUAAGCCAAUGCAAAGAUGGGCGAUUGUGUAUCCGAACAGAGAUUCCGAUGGGAUUGAUAAUCUUUUGAGGACAAUGGACCGUGUCGGCCGACCGCUUGGAUUCCCUGUUGGCAAUCCGAUACAGGUUCGAAUCACCACAACAAAUGAGCACGCCUACACGGAGGAGAUUGAGCGGCUCGUCGAAGGAAAUCAGGGCCGUCUCGAUCUAAUCAUGAUUAUCCUUCCAAAUCCAAACUUAUCCGUGUAUGCCGCCGUUAAGAAGGCGUGUUCCCUGAAUUAUGGGAUCCCGUCGCAGUGCUUUCUGUCCAAAAAUGUGACGAGCAAGGGGCUAAUGUCAAUCAGUACGAAGCUGGUUAUUCAGAUGAACGCCAAGUUGGGUGGACAACCUUGGGGCCUAGCGAAUCCUCUCAAGGGAUUGAUGGUCAUUGGAUUUGACGUACAUCACGGAGGUGGGCGAAGUUACGGCGCAAUGACGGCAACCACGUCGCAGAACAUGGCGUCCUAUUUCUCAACGGUGCUCACCUUAUCGCCCGGUCUUGAAAUGGCAGGCGAAAUUGGACUCGCAUUGCGAAAGUGUCUUCAAGCAUAUCGAGCCAGGAACGAUGGAGAAUUUCCGGCUCGAAUAAUGUUCUACCGAGACGGCGUGGGUGAGGGACAGCUUCGAUACGUGGUGGAAACUGAACUGGUCGCAUUGCAGAGCGCUAUCACCGACUAUUAUGGGGACCAAGAUGCACCCAAAUUUUCCAUGGUCAUUGUAACCAAGCGGAUCAAUACACGCAUGUUUCUCGCCGUGGGAAAGGACAACAGGGUCGCAAAUCCUCCUCCUGGAUCAAUUAUCGACGAUAUUAUUACCUGUCCAGAGAAGUAUGACUUUUACCUUGUUCCACAAACGGCUCGUCAAGGCACCGUGUCACCCGUUGGAUUCAACAUAAUUCACGACACGUCUGGGCUAGAUGCCGAUAAAAUGCAGCGCUUUUCCUUCAAGCUCUGCCACGGAUACUUCAACUGGAGUGGGACCGUGGCCGUCCCAGCGCCUUGCCAAUACGCCCACAAACUCGCCUUCUUGACCGGCACGGCUCUCCUGAACGAAGCUCGGGAGCCUCUUCUCAACAAUUUGCAUUAUUUGUAAUCACUGCAAAUUAAAAUCCUAACAAAACUUUAGAUUUAGUUGAAACCCUGGCGAGUUUUAAAACAUUAAUGAAUUGUUACUUAUUUGGAAGUCAUGAAUUGUUACUCAAUUUUCAAAUACUCAAAUUUUCGUUUAGUUUCUAAUAAUUUUGGUAAUUUAUUAUUUCUAUUUUACUCAUUUGAAAGUAUGCAUGCUAAUAAUUCUGUUUGAAUUCUUGUCAUAAUUUGUCAAGUCAUAAAUUAUUGACUCAUUUGACUUCGGUCUUAUAUAUUUGUGAUAAUUGUAGUAACACAAAUUAAGAUACUCGUAAGUUAUAGAUCUGGUCUAAACCUUAUAAUCAUUAAUGUAUAAUCAUUAAUGAAUUGUAACUCAUUUAUAAGUCAACUUGUUCCGCUGUUUCAUGAGUUUCUAAUAAUUUUGAUAAUUUAUUAUCCCCAUUUUACUAGAAGAUAUCUAUGCAAAGGUUUCAUUUUUCAAUUCAAAAAGAAUGGGUUCGCUUGCCUACGGUCCUAUAUUUUUAAAAGGUGGGUUAAAAGGUUAUUUUUAAAAUUGUAGUUAUCACACAAAUUAAGAUACUCGUAAGCUACAAAUAGAUUUAGUUUAAACCCACGGGUUUUAAAACAUUGAUGAAUUGUUGCCCAUUUGGAAGUAAAAUUUUCGUUAAUUGUCUAAUAAUUUGGAUAAUUUAUUAUUGCUAUUUUACUUAUUUGGAUGUAUUCAUGCAAACAAUUUUGUAUGAAUUUUUGUCAUAGUUUGUCAAAUCACAAACUAUUAUACAUUUAUCUAAAAGGUGACAAUUGUAUAGUCACUACAAAUUUAAAUACUCCUAAAUUAUAGAUUUAGUUUACUUACCCCUGUGAGUUUAAGCCAAUGAUAUUAUACUAAAGUUGAGCAGAAUAUGUACUGUGCGGAUGGAGCCUAAUGGUGAAAAACCGUAGGCCUCCGGACAGGAUAGUUGGUUGGAGAGAGGAGAAAUGAAUGGUUUUUCACUAUUAGGCUCCACCCGCACAGCACAUAUUCUGCUCAACUUUAGUAUAAUGAAUUGUAACUCAUUUAUAAGUCAACUUGUUACGCUUUUUCAUGAAGUUUCUAAUAAUUUUGAUAAUUUAGUAUUCCUAUUUUACUUAUUUGAAGAUAUCCAUGCAAAUAAUUCUGUAUGAAUUUUUGUCAUAGUUUGUCAAAUCAAAAACCAUUGAACCAUUUACAUAUCUAUGUUUUUAUAUAUUUAAAAGGUGGUAAUUGUAUUAACUACAAGUAAAAAUACUCGUUAAUUAUAGAUUUAGUUUUAAAAACAGUAAUGAAUUGUUACUCAAAUUGCUUGUUUUUCGUCAAGUUUCUAAUAACUUUGAUUCUUUCCUAUUGAUAUUUUACUAAUUGAAGAUAUCCUAUGGAAAUAAUGCUCUAGAAUUGUUGUCAUAAUUUGUCAAUUCAAAAUUGUUUGUUUACCAUUGUUUACCUAUGUUUUUUUAUAUUUAAAAGAUGAUAAUUGUAUUCACUACAAAUUAAAAUAUUGGCCAAGUAUAGAUUUAGUUUAAACUCUCGAGUUUUAAAACAUUCAUGAAUUGUUACUUAAGUUGGGAAGUGAAUUGUUAUGUUUUUUUGUUAAGUUUCUAAUAAUUUCGUUAAUUAAUUAUUGCUAUUUUACUGGUUUGAAGAUAUCAAUAAUUCUUUUUGAAUGUAUGCCAUAGUUUACUUAAUCAAAACCCGUUGAUUCAUUUGACUACGGUUUUAUACAUUUCAGAGGUGAUAAAUGACACGUACGGUAAUUUUCUAAUCCUGGUUCUCAUAUGUUACAUGUGAAACAUAUGAACAACCUAAUUAAUUAAUAAAGUUAAUCAAAAUAGAAAA